This is a messenger RNA of Zalophus californianus (California sea lion), 430 nucleotides long. Its product is annotated as 28S ribosomal protein S17, mitochondrial-like. Gene Ontology annotation, molecular function: structural constituent of ribosome. Gene Ontology annotation, biological process: mitochondrial translation. The transcript has a single exon. Gene Ontology annotation, cellular component: ribosome; mitochondrial small ribosomal subunit. The coding region runs from base 23 to 415 and encodes 130 amino acids. The record is from RefSeq and is a predicted model, not a curated record. Lineage: Eukaryota; Metazoa; Chordata; Mammalia; Carnivora; Otariidae.
GCGAGGUGACCAAAGCCACACAAUGUCAGUAGUUCUUUCAUCCGUCCAUGCCAAAUGGAUCGUGGGGAAGGUGAUUGGAACAGCAAUGCAAAAAACCGCUAAAGUGAGAGUGACCAGGCUUGUUUUGGAUCCCUAUUUAUUAAAGUAUUUUAAUAAGUGUAAAACCUACUUGGCUCACGAUGCUCUUCAGCAGUGCACAGUUGGGGAUAUUGUGCUUCUCAAAGCUCUACCUGUUCCACAGACAAAGCACAUGAAACAUGAACUGGCUGAGAUCAUUUUCAAAGUUGGACAUGUUAUAGAUCCAGUGACUGGAAAACCCUGUGCAGGAACUACCUACCUCGAAAGCCCAGUCAGCUUGGAAACCACCCGCCUAACCAAAAAUCUGGAAGAACUCAAUAGCUCUUCAGCACAGUGAAGGAGGAUUGGAAGA